Molecule: messenger RNA, 345 nt
Organism: Ilex paraguariensis (yerba mate)
Lineage: Eukaryota; Viridiplantae; Streptophyta; Magnoliopsida; Aquifoliales; Aquifoliaceae
Source: the annotation of a GenBank genome assembly
CUUAGAAUCAGCCCACACCACAGCUUUGCAGCAUCAGAGGCUCUACAGAAGCAGCUCAACAGCUCCAAGACUAGCCCAGCAAUCAGCAACACUAGUUCAGUAACUCAACAGCUCCAGGAUACUAAGCCCAACAGCAAUAGCUCAACAGUAGCAGGAUACCAACUCCAGUUCACUGCAUACAACACCCCAGCAAACACCUAUUCAACCUUUAUCAUCAAAUACCAUAGAAGUCUUAGUGCGCAAAAUACGAAGACCUCUUUGAUCCUGCAGCCUCUGCCUGACAACACUAGAAGCUGGCCACUUACAGAAAAUUCAAUAAACUAUAUAAUCCAUGAUCCAAAGUAA